Messenger RNA from Lindgomyces ingoldianus, 813 nucleotides. RefSeq lists its product as uncharacterized. NCBI's taxonomy places the organism in Eukaryota, Fungi, Ascomycota, Dothideomycetes, Pleosporales, Lindgomycetaceae. Bases 1 to 813 code for a protein of 270 amino acids. The record is from RefSeq and is a predicted model, not a curated record. The transcript is spliced from 9 exons.
AUGGCGAGCCAAUCACGGAGCCCAAGCAUUGAAUGCAGCCUCUUCACGCAUGAGCCAGUUGCCAUCUUUCGCGUGCGCAAUCUUUGCGGCGAGUUUGCCCCAUGGACUAGCAUGUCAGGACGGACGCCCCAGGGAAUAGAGACGAUUCGGCUGUGCUUUGGUCAUGUCCUCUUUCCGCCAUUUUAUGUUCCUUCACUAUUUCUUGCGCGCGUCUUUUUCUGUCACCCCAUUUGGGCCUUCUCUUCAAUUAUCAUCCUCUGGUUCCUCAAGGUGCUUCAGAUGACUUCCAGGUCUCCAGGCGGAGAAGACCUCGUUCUGUUGUGCCUUUAUGCAGUUUUUCAAUCCUAUGUCUUCUUUUUGAAUGAUAUUUCUGUAAGGUUUUCGAGUUUGGCAGCACAAGAUACGCGUUUCCGUCGGCGCUUGGUAAAUCCAUUUCCUAGCAGUCACUAUUCUCUCAAGGGGAUAGUUACUGCUGCUGCUACUCAUCAAAGGCAAAGGAUAACCUUAGAGAUCUCGCAACGGCAGCAAACCCGCGUAAAAGCGUCAGAUAUCAAUCAGCGCCAACUACAAUAUGGAGAGACAAUGCAUAAUUCAUCGAAAGGACGUGAAAAGGAGGAGAAGGCCUUCUCCAAGGGCCUGAGGAAGUGUGUGGCGCGACCCGGCAAACUAGAGGUUACAAAGCGUGACUCUCCCCGCUUGCAAUUUUUGAUUGCGUCUUGCAGCGCUUUUCAGAGCAAUUUUCUGGUAGCGGAUCGGUAUUUGAGGAUCAAAAUGGAAUGCUAUCAGGACGAAUAUGAGCUUCCACCUACAUGA